ACGUUUUCAUUCAUCGUUCAUCACUUACCAAGGCUCCCCCGCUUCCCCUCUCUUUCGCACCCUCGUCUCUUGUGGCUGCCAACGUGACCCCGAAAGCUGUCCUUCUCGCGCACACUUUCACUUUGGCCCAGCAACAACAACGAACAAAUAACCUAGCAUAAACAAUUAUUGUGCAAUACUGAUUAGCGAAACUUUAAGGCGGAUACAAUGUCUUCGCAGGAAAAGGUUAUACGCGUUGGAUCGAGAAAGAGUGAGCUGGCUCUGAUUCAGACCAAACAUGUCAUCGGCCGACUGCAGAAGCUAUAUCCCAAGCAGAAAUUCGAGAUCCACACGAUGUCGACCUUUGGUGAUCGUGUGCUGAACGUUUCUCUGCCCAAGAUUGGUGAAAAGAGCCUGUUUACCCGUGAUCUUGAGGAUGCACUACGCAACGGCGGCGUUGACUUUGUGGUGCACUCGCUCAAGGAUUUGCCCACGGCACUGCCAACAGGAAUGGCCAUUGGAGCCGUCCUAGAGCGAGAAGAUGCCCGCGAUGCGCUGGUCCUGCGGGAGAACUUUAAGGGUCACACGAUAGCUUCACUUCCCCAAGGCAGUGUAAUUGGAACCUCGUCUCUUCGCCGCACGGCUCAGAUCCGGAGGAUGUAUCCCCAUUUGAUCGUGUGCGAUAUUCGUGGCAAUCUAAACACUCGAUUGGCCAAACUGGAUGCCGCCGAUUCAAAGUUCUCUGGCAUCAUUCUCGCCCAGGCAGGCCUGGUGAGAAUGGGCUGGAUGAGUCGCAUCAGCCAGGUGCUGGAGCCGACCGAUCUGCUCUAUGCUGUGGGCCAAGGAGCCCUAGCCGUGGAAUGUCGGGCUAAUGAUGAUCAAGUGCUGGCCAUGCUGCAGAAACUGAUGUGCCUGAACACAACGUGCCGAAUUCUGGCAGAGCGCAGCUUUCUGAAGACCCUGGGAGGCGGUUGCUCUGCCCCAGUGGCUGUUUGGAGUAACCUAAAGGGAGAACCCUUAAAUGGAAAUAGCCAGGAGGUUGGACUCUCCCUCACAGGCGCUGUUUGGAGUCUGGACGGGGCCAUAGAGAUACGAAAUCACCUGGCUUGUGCCUUAAAUGAGGCGAAAUUGGAGGUGGAGCAGCGAAAACGUGGUGCCCAGGAAAGCGCUAGCCAGCAAGAGGAGGAGAACAGCAGCAGUUGCGAUUCCCCGCCAGCUACGAAGCGUGCUAGAAAUGGUAACGAUAGCUCCGGAUCGGAUUCCAACUCGAGUAGCCCUCGGCAGCAGGGCAGUCCGCCGGUGAUCUGCGAGGAUAUUGCCGCCUGCGAGGCUCUUUCCGGUUACAGUGUGGACCAGCUCUCCGAUCUGGCCAGUCAGUGUCCAGUGCUCAACACCAGCAGUGCUCUGGGACCAGCCGCCACCGGUGGUGGCGAUGCGGAUACCAGCAAUGCCAAUACAACUGCCCGGCAGUGUCCGCUGCGUUUGGUGGCCGGUCAGGAUGUCAUGGGCCAGUGUCCAGUGGCGCACAAUCAGCCAAAGGCACCCGCCAAGUGUCCAGUGGCUCAUGCUGCCUCCGGGGAUUCUUCCGACACAAACAAUGGCAAUGGAAAUGAAGCCGUCACCACUGCCCACUGUCCGCUCCAGAUGCCCGUGGGCCAGGACUUUAUGGGCGAAUGUCCGUACGUUAACAAGGAGACCAAGAUAUCCUAUGCCCAGGCAGGCAAGUGUCCAGUGACGGGAGGUGUGGCCGCAGCACCGGCUUCCAUUCUGCCCACGCCACCAAGCAGCAGAGCCAGUAAUGCCAGCAGCGUUGGGGAUGAAGUGGACAAUGUGGCCACUUCCUCCAAGUGUCCAUUUGCGGCGAUGCACCAGGGCAGCGGUCUGGAGGCGAAGGCAAAAGAUAAUGGCAACACAACACAGGCCAAGUGCCCGUUCCUGCAGAAAACGGUUCAAAUGUUCGACUACGCCGACGAAGAGCAACCGACGCCGCAGCACUCGGUGCUCAUUGAGGACGUGCAGAACCUGUUCUGCGGUCUCUACCAGCACGCCUGCCACAGUAGGGGGAUCUACGAGAGGGCCAACCAGCUGGGCAAGACGCUGGCCGAGGACCUGAUCAAGCGGGGUGCCCUGGAUGUUAUGAAGGUGGCCCAGGCCGAGAUUCACGGCAAGGUGGCGACGUCUUGAGUAGUAGACCAGCAUCUUGAACCCAACUUGUCCCACCUCCGUUCGCCCUUCAUCGAUAUAUCAUUGUUUACAUUAAGUAGAAAAGUGUAACUAGACAAUACUGUUUAUAUUUCCCCUCGUUGUUAAACUUGUGUGGAAAAUCCAUACCCAUGCUUCCCCCGAUCUAUCAUCUGUAUUGUAUUCAAUCCUUGUGCUCUUCUAGCGAAUGGCUCUCGCAUAUUGUUGGUUUCCGCGUACACGCUCUUUUAGUUUUGUUUAUGUUUGGGGAAUAUGACAAAUAAAUGUAUAAGAAUACUUAA
This is a messenger RNA of Drosophila elegans, 2462 nucleotides long. RefSeq lists its product as uncharacterized. The record is from RefSeq and is a predicted model, not a curated record. Gene Ontology annotation, biological process: heme biosynthetic process. The coding region runs from base 208 to 2163 and encodes 651 amino acids. The transcript is spliced from 4 exons. NCBI's taxonomy places the organism in Eukaryota, Metazoa, Arthropoda, Insecta, Diptera, Drosophilidae. Gene Ontology annotation, molecular function: hydroxymethylbilane synthase activity. Gene Ontology annotation, cellular component: cytoplasm.